AGUUUAAGUCACAACAUGCAUAGCCAAUGGGCUUUGACCAGCGACACCUGUAAUUUACACACACCUGUUCACGAGCAGCCACGGGGGGAUUGGCGCGCCGACAGAGACAAAGCAGACUGUCUUCAAGUGAGAAAUGAAAUGAGGAUUUAUCCUUUAAGAAUUGGAAUUUUUCUGGCUUGCGCUUGUUUCCUGUCAGUGUCCUGGAUCAAAUCAAUCGGAAGUUAUGAAGAUUCAAGGAUGCCAGACCUGCAUUUGCUGUACAACCGGCUGUCGGUUGCUGAGGAGUUGGGGGUGCAGGUCAGAAAUGAUCUCAGCAUCAUCCUGGAACAUCUGGUAAACAAGUCCAAAGCUGCCAACGCCAGCUUCUCCUAUGUGAACGCCACAGAAACCGUCCCUCAAGCAGGAGAGACACUCAAGCAGCUGAAAAUCCAGCUGAACCAUCAAACGUUCUACCUGCCCAACAUUUACCAGUACCUGCCUCACCUGAGGGAGCAUGCGGACAGCCUGGUUCCCAACGUCCUGCUGGGACAGGGGCGCCGUGGAGUGUCUCUGGUUCUGGGCAUCCCCACUGUCAAGCGCGAGAAGCAGAGCUACCUGGUCAACACGCUCAGCUCUCUGCUCUUCAGUCUGACCGCCAGCGAGAAAGAAGAUCUCCUCAUCAUCGUCUUUGUAGCUGAGACAGAUUCAGACUAUGUGAAGAGCGUGGCAAAGUCCAUCAAUGACAACUUUUCCAAAGAGGUGGAGUCUGGCCUGGUGGAGGUGGUUUCUCCUUCCCAGCAUUACUACCCCGACUUCAACACCAUCAAGGAGACCUUUGGAGACUCCAAAGACAGAGUCAAAUGGCGAGCCAAGCAGAACCUGGACUUCAGCUUCCUCAUGCUCUACGCUCAGGACAAAGGCGUUUAUUACGUUCAGCUUGAAGAUGAUGUUGUGGCAAAGGAUGGUUACUAUAGCGACAUGAAGACGUACACAACCAGGGAGGCAUCAAAGGAUUGGCUCUUCUUGGAGUUUUCCCAGCUUGGUUUUAUCGGAAAGCUGUUCCGGACCAGGGACCUUCCCAUGAUCGCAGAGUUCUUCCUGAUGUUCCACAGAGACAAGCCCGUCGACUGGUUGCUGGAUCACAUUCUGUGGGUGAAGGCCUGCCAUCCGGAGAAGGAUAAAAAAGACUGUGAAACUCGGAAAGCUUUGCUGAAGCAGAGGUUCAAGCCGUCGCUCUUCCAGCAUGUGGGCCUUCACUCUUCUCUACCUGGAAAAAUACAAAACCUGAAGGAUAAAGACUUCAUGAAGCAGAGUCUGUUCAAAGCUCACCUUAACCCCCCUGCAGAGCUGACCUCCAGCCUGAAACAUUACAAGCAGCACAGCCUGAACCGCCUCUACGAAGGCCAGGACUUCCUCUGGGCUUUGACGCCCAUCAAGGGCGAUUUCAUCUGCUUCAACUUCACCAAACCCAUCCACGUCUCCGGGUACCUGUUUCGCAGUGGAAACAUCGAGACGAGUACAGAUAAAUUCUACAACACCACGGUGGAAGUGCAGCCUGCCAACGGUUUAACAAAACAAAGAAUGGCCUCUAAAUACAAGAACUCAGACAAUGGCUUCUUCACCAUAGGUGCGUUCAUCAACGGAGUGGCUGAAGGAGAAAUAGAUGAAGAGCUGCAGCCGGUGUCAGCCCUGCGCCUGGUGUUUCAGUCAGACUCUGACCUUUGGGCUGUGCUGAGUGAGGUUCACAUCAAAGUUUGAGGAUCACAUGGAGGGAAACUUCUCUGGCUCCCCCUGGAGGACAAAGACUUCUUCUACAGGAACAAGUGUCUUCAUCAGCGACACAUCUGAGGAAGAUGAAGGGGUUAAAUUAUUCUGACACAUCACUGCUGCUGCUGCUCUGAGACGGAACUCUGUUUUGCACUAUGAAAUGUUUUUCUACAAAUAAAUAAAAUGUGUCAUCCAAAAA
Oryzias melastigma (Indian medaka) is the source of this 1945-nucleotide messenger RNA. RefSeq lists its product as uncharacterized. Gene Ontology annotation, biological process: protein N-linked glycosylation. The record is from RefSeq and is a predicted model, not a curated record. Gene Ontology annotation, molecular function: acetylglucosaminyltransferase activity. Lineage: Eukaryota; Metazoa; Chordata; Actinopteri; Beloniformes; Adrianichthyidae. The transcript is spliced from 15 exons. Gene Ontology annotation, cellular component: endoplasmic reticulum-Golgi intermediate compartment; Golgi stack; endoplasmic reticulum. The coding region runs from base 16 to 1737 and encodes 573 amino acids.